AUGGAAAGUGAGAAGGAGAAAAGAGAGUUCCAGCGAAAUACCUCUUGGUGGUGUUGUGGCCAAGGUGAUUUCCAGCGUCUCAUUCGUGAUGGUGCAAACAAGGAUGAACACCUUGAAUAUGAGUAUGAACAUGAUGAACAUGAUGAACAUGAUGAACAUGAUGAACAUCUUGAGCAUUGGUAUGAAUCUGUUGAAUGUAUGCUUCUAGAGGGUUUGGUAGAAGGUCUUGUAGAAGCUAGGAUGGUAGUUCAUGAGGGUGAGAUGAGUGAGCCACCAGUAAACUCUGGGUCAGAGGCAUAUAAGGAGAUGCAGAUGAAUUAUAAAGUGUUAGAGGCCAUAGCUGAUCGGGUUCUAACUAUGCCUCGUUCACCAGAGGUGGGCUCGAGCAACUAG
Messenger RNA from Prunus armeniaca (apricot), 393 nucleotides. The record is from the annotation of a GenBank genome assembly. Lineage: Eukaryota; Viridiplantae; Streptophyta; Magnoliopsida; Rosales; Rosaceae.